UAUAGUAUCCUGUAGCUAUAACCAAGUUCUACCCAAUCCAUGCAAAGGCCUUUAAAGCAGACUUUGCCAAAUAUGCGGCUGGAAUUAGGAUUGGUACCUGUAGAAAAGAGAUUGCCAGCGUAUAUUGUCAAAUCAUGCGUGGUGCCAUUUGUUCCAGAGAUAUGACCAAGCGCAUGUACGCCAUUAGCCAACAAGAUUGUAUUGCAACAGCAGGAAAAUGGUAGGUUGAUGAUUUAUUCAAUCAACAAAGUUUUGGCAUAUAUAUGUAGCUCAGACGGUAGAACAUCGUUCUAGGUUGGUAAUAUUGGACCUUACCAAGAUUUUGCGAGAAAUGCAACUAUAGGCCCUCAGGCAGGAAUGGAACCUACGGUACACCUUACAUUGGCAUCACCUUAGUAUAUAGACAUAAACUUGUUCAACAACUGGACCCUGUCGCUCAGUUGGUUAGAGCGCUGGACCGGAAUCGCAGGUCCACAGGUUCGACUCCUUCCAGAGGGCCUAUAGUUGCAUUUUUCGCAACUGCUCCUGGUAAGGUCUAAAAUUCACAAUCGAAAUUUCCAUCUGCAAAUCCCUGGGUUACUUAUUGAGCGAACUUAAGCAAAGCUUAAUCUAAUACGGGGACGUGUCAAGAAACCGCCUUAAAUUUUACACUUUUAUAAUUAUAAAGAACCACCGUUAUUAAUUAAGAACUUCAACAAAGCAGAACGAAAGUGCAACGAGAACGGCCAACAACAUCAUAUUAAUGCAAGAAAACGAGCGGAAAUUAAUAAUUGAAAUUUCACGGACGUUAUAGACGUCGCCGUAGCUCUGUUUUACAACGGCAAAAUACAGAUUAUCACGUCUUGUAUACAACACUUACAUUUCAAGCUGGGACAACUGCUAUUUUAAAUUGGGUCCUAGAACUUUUCUCAUUCAUAAACCCAGUGUUAAUUUUGAUCCUUAAACUGUAUUAUUUUCAUACGAUGGAUAAUAGACGAUAACUUUUCUUCCGCAAUCAUUUGGUUCAGCGAGUUUGUUCGCCGUCGCGUUCCCGUCCUAGAUGCUUAAGCUCGCUAUAAUCAAAGCCGACACACACCGGACGCGAUUCGACAACGCGACGCGAUUUUUCGAUUUUCGUUGACCGAUAACUAAUUUGAUCCUGGUUUAAGUUUUUCAAAUAUUUGGAAGCGCUAUAACAUAUUUUGAGUUAUUUGGUCUACAUAUCUUUAAAGUUUCCUUUCAUUGGCUGUUUUAUUAACUUUCAAAAACUGAAAAAUCGCACAGCGUUGCCAAAUCGCGUCCGGUGUGUCUCGACCUUUAGGCAAAAAAAUUGUGUUGGUGUUGACAGCCGAUGAUUUUUUUAUUUUUACAGUGUUCUCAUUCCUACUUACAAAGCGUACUUCAACGAAGUUUGCAAAUUAUUGCCAGAUGGAAAUACAGCCAAGAAAGUCCCCCUUCCCGUUCCUUCCAAGAACAACAAUGCCGCCAACAAUGCCGCCAACUCUGGAUAGUAGUUUACCUGACCUUGUGAUGAGAACAACACCUCAAUUUUUAUCUAUAAUCAGAGAAGUGAACUACAAUUAACUAUAAGUAAUUUUUUGAUUCUCAGCUGUAAUUUUAAGGCGAUUAUAUUGACUAUUUUAUCUUCUAAUAAAAAUAUUUUCGUGAAGAUUCGUUUUUAGCAUAUUUUAUGACCCAGGACUUUUAACACACGACAUACGAC
This is a messenger RNA of Paramuricea clavata, 1702 nucleotides long. Lineage: Eukaryota; Metazoa; Cnidaria; Anthozoa; Malacalcyonacea; Plexauridae. The record is from the annotation of a GenBank genome assembly.